Trichechus manatus latirostris (Florida manatee) is the source of this 3124-nucleotide messenger RNA. RefSeq names its product IQ motif containing H (gene IQCH). The coding region runs from base 41 to 3124 and encodes 1027 amino acids. The transcript is spliced from 23 exons. The record is from RefSeq and is a predicted model, not a curated record. Gene Ontology annotation, molecular function: protein binding. Lineage: Eukaryota; Metazoa; Chordata; Mammalia; Sirenia; Trichechidae.
GGCGCUUCCCGGGGAGAGGUUACCCUCUCCGGCCCUGACCAUGGCACAGGAGGCUGAAAAGUACGACCCCAUUGGAUCCAUCUUAAUCCAGGUCCAUAAAGAUCUUUAUCAGUUAAAGAAUAAAUUAACACAAUUCCCACCUGAGGGAGAAGGAAAGACUCCAGACAUUCAGAAUCUUGAAACAGCGAUUGAAAGGACGGAAAUGGGGUUAAGAAUUCACAUUGAGAAGUAUUUAAGUGUUGUAAACCAACAUGUGUUAACGACUCCUGUUACUGAUGAGAACUUAUAUUCUCCUGAGGCUUCCAAAUGGUUGCUUCCAGCUGUAAUUGAUCAGAAAUCAUUUAUUUUCCCUCUGGAAUCUGGGGGUAGACUUUGGCGGCCCCAAAAACAGCACAGUUCAAUUCCACAUACCUUUCCAAGAGUAAAGGUGCAGGUUCAGAAAGUAAUAAAAGGGUCCACCAUUUCCAAUCUCACGGUUCUGCCAGCUUCCCAUCGCACGGAUCCCUAUUUUACCCCUGUACCAGUCUUACAAAUGGAUGCCAGUAAAGGGAUUUUAAGUAUGAUGGAGCGAGGACUGAUUCCACCAACAGCAAGGAUUACCUUUCAGAAUCCACCCAUUACACCCAGAGCAGCUCCUCUGCAUAGCUUUGAUGAAGCACGCAAGAUUCCAGCUGCAGCAUCUUUUACCAUUAUGAAGCCCACCGCACCAUCUCCUGCAGAAGUGAAGAUGCGCCAUCCCAAGAAACAAAAACAAAAGGGGAAAGGCAGAAGGUCAAGAGGACAUCAUGAUAAGAAGGCCAUGAAAAUGCCAACACCUUCUAGAGCUACAAAAGUACCAUGGGAAUUUGACUUUUAUAUUUAUAAUGGCAUCAUAGACAAGACAGCUCCAGACUUCUUAGCAUUUAAACGACAUUUUAAUUUAGCUUGGGGAAGUAUUUUUUCUCUCUUGGAACACAUCGAGAAGUUUCUCAAGGACUAUGCAAUACCAGAAGUCAAAAUAAAAGGGAACAGUUUGGUAGCCCUCCUUCCAGAGUUUGAGCUGAAGAAUAGACUUACCAGGUAUGACCUUCUCUCAGUGAUAGAAGACCCAGUUCACAUCCAGAUGAUGUUAAAUGUUCCAGGUCAGAGGUACAAGGGCCAAGAUGGAAAGUUAGAAGCCGUCAUCAAGAUCCAAGCCACAUGGAAGUGCUACAAAGCAAGACAAUUCUUCCUCAUUUACCGAAAGCAGAAGUGGGCAUCAGGUGUGAUUGCCAUUGCUUGGCUUUUACAUUGCCAUAAGACUCGACUGAGGAAGAUCCUGAAGGAAUCACGUCAAAGACACCUGGAGAAUUUCCACAUUCGAGCCAAGCAUCUGGCAGCCAACUGGAAUCGCAUCAGGACUUCCAGGAGGACUAUUAUCCAUAUCCCAUCAUUAGGAUAUUCCCAGCCUGUGCGAAAGCGUAUUGCCGAUAUGGACACGCAGCAGAACAUGCAGCUGGGAAGGCUGUGUGACAUCUUCGAUGACAAUGUGAGCAUCAUCUACAUCUGCUCCCAUCAUAUGAAUGAUGAGUUACUGCUGUAUUACCAUAAAAUCCUGAGUCUACAGGCAGCUGUCAAAUCGGGGAACCUUGAGGCCAGAAGUGACCUGCAGGACAGGUUCAAAAUUAUCACCCCUGAAGCUGUAAACAUCUUCACUAAGCAGCAUAUGUGCCUAUCCACUCACCUGAUGUACAGUCCCAAGGCAAUCAAAAGAAUAAAAAAUCUCAUCCAAGGAAAAGAGGCCUACAUUGUUGGUGGGAUGCUUCACAGAGAUGAUUUAGCUGUGGCCGAUAUGUUAAACCUACCCAUCCUGGGCCCGGAGCCUAACCUAGCUCAUCUUUAUAGUACCAAGUCUGGAAGUAAACAGGUCUUUAACCGUGCCAAUGUGCCAGUCCCUCCUGGGAUAUGUGACAUCUAUAAUGAGCAACAGAUGAUAGAACAGCUCAGUCAGCUGAUCACCGAUCACCUGGAAAUCCAGCGCUGGAUCUUCAAAAUAAAUGACGAGUUUGGAGGAAACGGGACUGCAUUUUGUGACAUUUCCUCCCACCUAAAGUGCUACAAGUGGGCCCUAAAGGAGAAUAGCAGAUACAGCCAAGAAGAUUGGAACAAGAAAUGGGCGCAAGAGCCAGCUUUGGUGAAGAUCUCCGAGGAGCUGGCGGGCAUUUUAGCACAGCACGCACAGCCAGUCAAUGAGAAACGGUUCCCGACGUGGGGGAAAUUCCUCCAAACGUUUCUCACUCAAGGGGGCGUGAUCGAAGCAUUCCCACCUGCAGAAAGUGUCACCAACCUGACAGUAGACAUGCUGAUAGAGCCCAAUGGAGUAAUCAGGAUACUGUCUACGGGGGACCAGUUUCAUGCAGACGGCCCCUUGAUCUCCUCCGGUACCACCUUACCUCAGACCUCAGUGGACCCCCAAGUUCUCCAUUCUAUGUGCCUCCAAAUCGGAAAUGCCUGUAAAACGAGAGAUGUGGUUGGUUACUUUUCUGUAGACCUGGUGACUUUUAUCGAUCCAGUCACCAUGGAGCAGCAGGUGUGGGCAACAGACCUCGACAUCUCCUAUAGUGACCAGCUAGCCCUGACUCAGCUCACCUUAUACCUGACCAAUGGCCAUCUGGACUGCAGACUGAGCACCUUUGAAGUGCCCCGUUUUGUUCCAAAGAAAGAGAAAAUGAGCCGUCUGGAUGUCCUGGCAAUGCCGUCGUCGGCCACCAGUCGCUAUGCAGUAAUGACCACCCAGCUGAAGCACAACAAUCUUUCCCUGGUUUUCCACUAUGUUUUUCUCCAGAUGUGUAAGGCCCAUGGCAUCGGCUAUGACAUCGAGGACAGACAAGGAACAGUUUUUAUAUUAUUUGAACACCUAAAGAGAGACAAGCUGGGAAUGUUAACAAUCGGCGAGGAUCUCCAGGGGGUCCUCGUGACCUUUGCUCGCAAUCUCUUCAUCAUCCAUCAAGAAAUAUCAUCACCUAAUAUGCAAGGCGAGACCAAUUUUAAGACCACCAUUGGCGAUGUUGAAACCAUUCUGGGAGUAACAGAGGAAAACAAAAUAAGAUUUGAGGAACAGCAACAGUCUAAAGAUAGUAGAAACCUCUCUAAGCCUGAUAAAUGA